Messenger RNA from Naegleria lovaniensis, 660 nucleotides. RefSeq lists its product as uncharacterized. NCBI's taxonomy places the organism in Eukaryota, Heterolobosea, Eutetramitea, Acrasida, Naegleriidae. The transcript has a single exon. The record is from RefSeq and is a predicted model, not a curated record. The coding region runs from base 1 to 660 and encodes 219 amino acids.
AUGUAUACACAAGAGACUUCUUUGAAAAAGUUGGUGUUGAGUGGUGGAUUGAAUCUUUCAGAUUUGCAAGACUUGUUGAAUUGUCACAAAAAUGUUGAAACAUUGCAAAUGACAAACAUGAAAGAACGUUUCUCUCCUACAUUAACUCUUCCAACAAAAUUGAGAUACUUGAAUAUCAGCAAUAAUCUGAACCUUCCACAGAUCAAGCUACCAUUCCUAACACAACUCAUCAUUGAUCAUGCUCCUUUCGACCAAAAGCAACUUGGUGAAAUAUUAGAACAUUGUCCAAAUUUAUUGUUUAUUUCUGCCAAGUAUUGUAAAUUACUUGAGGUGGUGGAUAUGAGACAUCGAAAUUUAACUACCAUUUCUCUCUUUGGAUGUGUUGAGUUGAAGAGUUGCACUAUUUAUUGUCCCAAAUUAGCUUUUUUGAAUAUUGGAAAGACAUCUCUCACUGAUGAGACCGUAGCUAAUAUUUUGAAGAACAACGAUGCGUUGAAACAAUUACACACUUCCUAUUGCACCAAUUUGGUAGAUCCAUUCAAUACAGUUACUAGCCAUCGCUCACUCAUGAUUUGGAAUGUUGGCUCAUGUGGACUCAGCGAUACAGCGCUCUUGAACGCACUUCAAAAAGUUCCAACUUUACAAAUUAUGAAAAAUUAA